Molecule: messenger RNA, 2124 nt
Organism: Dentiscutata heterogama
Lineage: Eukaryota; Fungi; Glomeromycota; Glomeromycetes; Diversisporales; Gigasporaceae
Source: the annotation of a GenBank genome assembly
AUGCCAUCCGCUGAAACGCCAAAGCGACGUCAUUCAGUUGGCUCACCCCUAAAGAAUCAGAGAGAUUUCACUGUUCCUUUAAAUGACGAUGCAUCAGAAAUACGUCAGCGAAGAAAAUCUUUGGUAGAUUCUGUACGAAGAUCUCUACUAUUCGCCUCUCCGUCUGCUGUAGCUUCAGGUUCUGAAAGCCAAAAUAUUCCUGGUAGCCAAAUGUCUACUCCUCAACGUGUAGGUACUCUGUCAAUAGAGCCUGCCACCCCUAUUCCAAAGAUACCCGUUGAACAAAUGUAUCUGAAUUUCGAAGAAUGGAUGAAAAUGGCCACUGAUAAUAAAAUUAACGCUAACAAUAGUUGGAAACUCGCACUAAUUGAUUAUUUUCAUGAAAUGAGUUUAUUGAAAGAAGGUGAUUCAAUAAAUUUUCAAAAGGCCUCUUGUACACUGGAUGGGUGUGUAAAAAUCUAUACAUCACGUGUUGAUUCUGUCGCCACUGAAACCGGAAAACUAUUGAGUGAGAAUAAUGAUGAAGAUAGCCCAUCAGAUGGUGAUGAUAAUGCUGAUCCUGAGAGACCUGCUCGUAAAAAAUCUUCAACCAGCACUACAACUUUAGUUAAAGACUAUUCUCAAUUAACUACAAAGAAAUUUGAUUUGGAGUUUUCUGUUGAUCCUCUUUUUAAAAAGACUUCGGCAGAUUUUGAUGAGGGAGGUGCUCAAGGGCUGUUGUUAAAUCAUUUGUCGAUUGAUGCCGAUGGAAAGAUCAUAUUUGAUGCAAGUGAUGCCACUUUAGAUGAAGUUGAUGAAAAUGAAAAUGAUGAAAGAGAUGCAAUGGAAGAAGAUUCUCCGGAACAAACCAUUGAUAUAUCUAAACUUCGUUCUAAAAUUUUUCCUGAACUUUCAAGGAUAUUCACUAAAGAUAUUUGUCCAUCAUUAAAAUCAUUUGAAUUUUCUGUCGACAUUGGAUUUCUUACACAUAGAGGAUCAGAUGAUAACGAUCAAGAAGAUCAAGCCAUUAUUGAUGAUAUAGACGGUGAUGAAAAUUAUCCGGAUUUCUUUGAUGAUAAUUUUUUAAGUGGAGAAGAGGGCGGUGGCGGUGAUGAUGACGGCAUAUCUGGAGUUUUUGAAGGAUUCGAUAAUGGUCCAAGAGAAAGAAUUACUGAAAAAGAUUAUGUUAUGGCCAUGGCUAAUAACACAAAUGAUACUUUUCAAUAUUUCGAUUCUGCAUUUUUACGUAAUUGGGCUGGUCCAGAACACUGGAAAUUAAAACGUGUUGUCAGAGGUGAUGUCAAUGGUGCGCCAAAAGAACGAAAAAAAAAGGAACCUUUUUCCAUCGAUUUUAUUGAUUCAGAAGACCUGAAUGAAAGAACUAUUUUUGCUUCCGCUGGGAAUUCGAUCGUUUUACCGAAAUUAGCUGAAAAUGUUCCGCAUGCUCAUCGACUUCCCGAUGAUAUUCAUUUUUCAUCAAAACAAUUGCUCCAGUUAUUCUUAAAACCUGGAUUCAUGUUGAAAGCAAGACGUAGAUACGAAGAACAACUUGCUGAAACUGAUGACGUUGAAGUAGAUGAAAAUUUUUGGGCCGAAGAAAAUAAUGAUCCUGUAACAAACACAUCCUUCCCGGAUAUGACAAUGGUAACUACAGGAGAUACAUUUUUGCACGAUGACGACGGAUUUGAGGAAGACAUUGUAGAAGGGGAAUUUGGUGAUAAUUUAGUAUCACAAGCGAGAAGAAAUAAACCGGAAUAUAUAAAAUAUGCCAAAACUGCUAAAAGAAUUGAUGUAAAAAAAUUAAAAGAAAACAUAUGGAAAACAUUGACUGACACUACGGAAAAUGGAUCUAAAACGUCGACUUUAAACAACCAACAACCUCCAUUUGACCAAUACUCGAUAGACUCGACACAGGAAGUUGAAGAACAAAAAUUUACUAGUGUUAUAAAGAAUUUAAAAAAGAUAUAUCCAGAGAAAAAAAUGAAAGAUAUAUCAGUGUCAUUUUGUUUUAUUUGUUUAUUACAUUUAGCGAACGAAAAAAAUCUAAAUAUAUCUGUGGAAAAUGAUAAUUUAUCAGAUUUAACGAUUCAACAAGAAAAAGAUAUAACCACAGAAAAACGAGGUGAAAAAAGGAAAAGUAUGUAA